Arachis ipaensis is the source of this 1089-nucleotide messenger RNA. The record is from RefSeq and is a predicted model, not a curated record. NCBI's taxonomy places the organism in Eukaryota, Viridiplantae, Streptophyta, Magnoliopsida, Fabales, Fabaceae.
AUGGACAGGCAGAUUGGACAGAUCUCCAAGCAAAUUGCCAUGGAAAGACCAUCAAGCUUACUACCAAGCGAUACCAUCCCUAAUCCAAAGGAGGAAUGCAAAGCUAUACAACUAAGGAGUGGAAAGAUCUUGGUAAAGAAUGAAGAAGUAACCAAGAAGUCAAGGGAAAGUGACAAGAAACAAGCUGAAGAAGAGAAAGCCAAUGAUGAGGAUGUAACAGCAAGCAAGCAAACUCAAGAUCAGGCUCAAGAAAAGGAAGGCCAGCCACAAAUAUCAAGAAAAGGGAAAGAAGCAAUGAAAGAAUCACCCAAGGACCAAAGGCAGGGAGUGAAUCCCACACCUCCAUUGCCAUAUCCUCAAAGGUUCAGCAAAGAGACUAAGGAUCAAUACUUCCCUAAAUUUCUUGAAGUCUUCAAGAAAUUAGAGAUAAACAUUCCACUGGCCAAAGCAUUGGAACAGAUGCCCCUGUAUGCAAAGUUCUUAAAAGAACUUAUCAACAAGAAGAGAAGUUGGCAAGGGAAUGAAACUAUACUGCUCACUGAAGAAUGCAGAGCAUUAAUCCAGAAAGGACUUCCCCCUAAACUUGAAGAUCCUGGAAGCUUCUUUCUACCUUGUGCCAUUGGUAAUAUGACCAUCAACAAGGCAAUGUGUGACUUAGGAGCUAGUAUCAAUCUGAUGCCUUCCUCUCUAGUGAAAAAGUUGUGCAUAGAAGAAGUGAAACCAGUACAGAUGUCUUUAGAACUGGUGGACAAGUCAGUGAUAUGUCCCAGGGGUGUGAUUGAGAACCUUCUAGUCAAGGUAGACAAAUUCAUAUUCCCUGGAGAUUUUGUGGUCUUAGACUCAGAUGAGGAUGAAGGUGAUUCCAUUAUACUGGGAAGACCAUUUUUAGCCACUGCUAGAGCCAUUAUAGACGUAGAACAAGAAGAGUUAACCCUCAGAAUGCAUGAUGAAAGCGUUACCCUGAAUGUAUUUCCAGAAACACAGCUCAUUGAAAAAGAGAAAGAGAUUGUGCAGAGUGAUGAAGAAAUUCAAGAAGACAGUGAAGUGACAAAGAAGGUUGAGGCAAAGACAAGAAGAAGACACGGCUAG